AUGAAGUUCACCUUCGUCGUCGUCGCUGUUCUCGCCGCUGGCACCGUCCAAGCCGCGCCUACUAGUCCCAGCGAAACUCUCCCCAAGUGGUGUGGCCACAUCGGCCAGGGCUGCAAGCGAACUGCUGAUGCCUCCGUCGAUGUCAAGCGCUCUGCUGAUGCUCUCGCCGAGGCCAUGGCCAAAAACUUGCCCCUUGUUCUUCAGAAGUGGUGUGGCCAUAUUGGCCAGGGUUGCUACAAGGCCAAGCGUGCCGCCGAUGCCGUCGAUGAAGUCAAGCGUACCAGCGAUGCUCUCGCUCGUGCCAUGGCUGCUCUCGAGGAAGAGGAUCAGGAGUAA
Molecule: messenger RNA, 336 nt
Organism: Penicillium egyptiacum
Lineage: Eukaryota; Fungi; Ascomycota; Eurotiomycetes; Eurotiales; Aspergillaceae
Source: the annotation of a GenBank genome assembly